Silurus meridionalis is the source of this 4918-nucleotide messenger RNA. It is a transcript of the gene lipea, whose product is annotated as lipase, hormone-sensitive a. The transcript is spliced from 12 exons. Gene Ontology annotation, biological process: cholesterol metabolic process; triglyceride catabolic process. NCBI's taxonomy places the organism in Eukaryota, Metazoa, Chordata, Actinopteri, Siluriformes, Siluridae. Bases 386 to 2425 code for a protein of 679 amino acids. Gene Ontology annotation, cellular component: cytosol. The record is from RefSeq and is a predicted model, not a curated record. Gene Ontology annotation, molecular function: sterol ester esterase activity; triacylglycerol lipase activity.
AAUUCCCAGGGUGCUGCGCGGCUCAACUUCAGACAACACCGCCGGAUUGGUUUUCAGCCUUUUUACUACACAAUUUCGAUAUAUCGCGAUUAUUGCUUGCAGAUCGAAGUGUCAUUGCGGUUUUCAUGUCCACCGCUUACACACAGCCGCCACACUAAUCCGUGUUAUACCCGAGCCGGUGAGCGCGUGCUUGCGCGCGAGCGCGUGCGUGUGUGUGACAGCAGACAUUUGUAUGAGAGCGUAAGUUUUGCGGAAGUUCUCGACGGCGAUCUUGGUGUUGGUGUUGGUGUUGCUGGAUGAUGUGAAAGCUACACGUCAGGACUCGGGUUACCCGAGAAGAUCUUCACCUGGUCACACGGUCAAAGUCAUCUGUCUCCUCUGCAGCAUGGAUCACCAACACGUGUUUAGUACCCUGGAGACAGUGUGUGAGGAAACCAUCGCUGCCAUCCUCGGGCAUUCGAGUUUGCUCCAGAAUGAUGCCACCAUUCAACUUCUGGCAACAUUGAGGCAGAUUCAUGAGCACGGACAAGCUGUGAGCGCACUGGUCAGUGGCUUUGCUGCGGUGUAUCAUCAUUUUGAUUUUAACCCAGAGACCCCUGCAAAUGGAUACCGCACCUUAGUCAAGGUGGUUAUUUCCUGUGUGCUCCACCUCAUCCAGAAGGCCCGCUACAUCACCUCCAGCUGUGGGGGGCUGUUUUUUCGGGUGGCGCACAACGCUAGUGAGAUGAAGGCGUACUGUAUGGCGCUUUGUCAGCUGCGUGCACUGCUCUACCUGGCACAGCGUCUUCUCAACAACAACGAACACGGCCAGCUCCAUUCACUGGGAAAUGAAAGUCUGAGCAGGAGGUUUGUCAACGAGUACACCACUAUGCACAAGGCCUGUUUUUAUGGGCGUUGCCUAGGCUUUCAGUUCUGUCCCUCGCUCAGGCCUUUCCUACAGGCAGUGGUCAUCAGUAUGGUGUCAUUUGGAGAGAACUACACAAAACAGCAGACUCGAUUAGGAAGAACAGCAUACUCAGUCAUUAAUUCUGGGAAAUACGUAGUGGAUCCUGAGCUGAGGGGGGCGGAGUUUGAACGCAUCACUCAGAACCUGGAUAUGGAGUUCUGGAAAACCUUUUGGAACAUCACUGAGACAGGGCUGAUAUCACAUUUAGCAAAAAUCAGGUCACAUGCUGUGCAGGUCAACAUCACUCUAACAAUACCAGGUGAGCCACUGAGUUUACCUCUAGCCUCAGAUACAAGUCUCUCAGUCACCGUGCCGCCUCCCAUCGCCCACUGGGGACCAGGACCCGUUCAGGUCCGCCUCAUCUCUCACAUGCUUCGCCAAGGACAGGAUAGUGCUGAGUUGUUCUCGUUUGCUCAGCCUGAGGGAAUUCAGCUCUCUUUUCCAACAGGUUUCAAGUCUCAGAUUGGCCCUCUCUCUCCAUGGCUCCUUAUCCACUUCCAUGGUGGCGGAUUUGUGGCCCAGACCUCUAGAUCUCAUGAAAGUUACCUAAAGAGCUGGUCAAAGGAUUUGAAUGUGCCCAUUCUUUCAGUGGAUUACUCACUGGCUCCUGAAGCCCCCUUCCCUCGGGCUCUAGAAGAAUGUUUCUUUGCUUACUGCUGGGCCCUAAAGAAUUGUCAUUUGCUUGGCUCGACGGCAGAACGCGUGUGUCUAGCAGGAGACAGUGCUGGCGGGAACCUAUGCAUUACUGUCUCUAUGAAGGCCAUGUCUCACGGAGUACAAUCUCCCCAUGGAAUAAUGUCUGCCUACCCAGCAACACUCCUGACAACUGACGCCUCACCCUCACGCUUUCUCACGCUCAUCGACCCAGUGUUACCGCUAAGCGUGCUUUAUAAGUGUGUCAAUGCAUACACUGGUAUGAAUAGUGUAUCGGUGCGGCCUAGCGAGCAGCUGGACAGUCUGAGUGCACUAAGGCAGGACACUGCGCUUUUUCUUGAGCACAUCACGGAAGGAGCUUCCAAUUGGCUGAUGUCGCUGCUCAACCGCACAUCUUCCUUACCCGCAAGCACAUCUCCUGUUUCUCAAAACUCUGUGCCUCAUUCUGCUGAAAUGCCACAGAGCUCAAGGGAAUUUCCAGAAGGCUUCGAACCGCUGCGCUCUGGGUGUCUGGCAGAGAUUCAUACCCCCUGCACUCCUAUCAUGAAGAACCCAUAUGUCUCUCCUCUACUUGCACCUGACAGUCUCCUCAAGGGGCUGCCACCUGUACAUCUAGUGGCUUCAGCUUUGGAUGCUCUGUUGGACGAUUCUGUGAUGUUCGCCCGAAAGCUGAAGAGCAUCAACCAACCCGUGACCUUGACUGUAGUGGAGGACAUCCCACACGGCUUCCUUAGCCUAUCACAGCUCUGCAAAGAGACUAAGGACGCAUCAGACAUUUGCGUAGCACGAAUCAGGGAAGUCUUUCAACAAGACGCACAACAAUAAAAAGAACGACCAAACGCGCUGAAAAAAGCUGCAAUGCUUAAUGAAAAGAAAGGAAAUGUAAGGAACUGUAGGAAGAAAAUUUGGAAAAACAGUUUAUUAGACUGAAGAUACCUCAAAAAUGCACAUGUUCAUGUUGUGAGUAUAGAGAAUAGAAACCAUAGCACUGUGAAAGUACUGCAAAAGAGAGAGAGUGUUUACCGCACAGAUAUCAGCACAACCUAAUACUGUUUUAUAUGUGUAUUUCUUAAUGCUCUAAAAUUCACCACAUGUGCCGCUUUUGGUCAUUUUUAAAUAUUUAUAGCAAACUCAGCAAUUGUAAGAGAAGGGUGCUUGAUAAAGGGCCCAGCAGAUGGUGCUGGGAUUUGAACUCGCAACCUUCUGAUCAGAUGCCCAACACCUUAUCCACAGAGCUAGCACUUCCCAAAAGUGGUCAGAACUUGGUUUUCUCACCCCUGUCAUAGCUAGUUUUUCUUCUUUAACCCUUUAGACUCUACUUGCCUUAAACUAUUAAUCACUGAAGUGCCCCUGUGUUAUAAUCAGACAUUUUUUUAACUCUUGCUAAAUGGCAAACUUUAUUACUACAUUUAUAGUAAUAAGCUUAUUGUUAAUAAUAAUAGCAUGUAUUUGGACCAAUCAUGCUAACUGUACAUUUUAAAGUGAUCCAUAAUUUUCUGACUUUGGAUGGGACUCAUAUCCUGAAGAAUUUUAACAUAGUGUAAAAUAUCAGCUGCAGCUUAGUAGCGUAAUAAUAAUGCUUUUUUUUUUUUUUGUGUAUCAAGCAGGAUAUAUCAUAAUUUUCAUUGAAGCGUUUACAAAUUUCAAAUCGAUCAAAAUCCCUUUUUUGGCUUAAGAAAAGAUAUAAACCUCAACUUGAUUGAAUUCUAACCAUAUAAUUAACAAGCCUUUUAAGUAAAUCUGCAACCAAAUAAAUGUCUUCACCUUUGUCAACCAUCAUGGAACAAAAAAACAACAAAUAAAAAUCAAGUAUUAGGUUAACAUGGAUAUAUUUGAGCUUGUGCAGUUUUGCUACAGAUGCUGUUUGCGAGCUCUGACUAGUUCGCUCUUAGACUAUCCGAUUAAAGGACGUCAAAAUGGCCACAUAAUUGUACGCCUGCUAGAUGGCCCCGGUGUCGACAACUCAAAAUCUGAUUGGUUAAAGCAACAGUUACAUUACUCAUGUAUCAAGCAGGAUAUAUCAUCAUUUUCAUACAAGCAUUUACAAAUUUCAAAAUUGAUAAAAAAAAAUACCUUUUGGCUUAAGAAAACUAACUUAUAUAAACCUUGACUUGCUCGACUUCUAAUCAUAUAAUUAACAAGGGUUUAUCGCACUUUAUAACUGGAAUAUACUGUGGAGUUUAAGCUGCUUAUUUUGAUUGCGUUUACAACCUUCAGGGGACGUGUAGAAGAGCUUUGAAGACUAUUCAAUGCACAUCCGCAUGCUAGUUAACCUGGGACUAAGAGCAGACUCGAGAGCAUUGCGUGAAAACCAGUCGCUUUGUAUUAUAAGCGUUAUAGAACAUGGGUAGAACAAAAAAGGUGAGCAAACACAACCCUGAAAAUGAAGACCAAAAAAAAGCUAAUUAUUUAAGUAUGAAAAAGAAAUAGCACCCUGCUAAUGCACAAGAGGCCAGUCUGCUGUGAAGAAGCCACAAUGGAAGACUUAGUCCUGGAUUUUCAUAAUAUAAACUUAUAUAAUGUAUGCUUUUAUUCUGUGUUUUUCCUCAAAUUAUUUCAUGCUUCCAGCUGUCUUGACCUUCGAGCGAGUUGACAUGCAAAUGAGCUGUGUCAGGAACACUGUGUUCAACGUGCGCAUGCAAGUACAAAGAAAAUUUUGUAAAUGUUUCGCUUCGAUUGGUUUAAGCAUGAUUAUACUAGACGAUAAAUAAUACAUAAGGCCCAGUGUGUUUUUUUUUUUGUUUCGUUUUUACGAAACAAAGUUUCUAAGUUAAUAUAGACUUAAGUGGUGAAAUGUAAUUCAAUAUCUUUGAAGGCCAAACUGCCUUUUUCUGAUUUAAGGCACUGCUGAAAGUUUGUCUUAACCUUUUUUGACUGGUUUACAGUUUGUCUUCCUGGUUAUUGUUUCUUCCUGUUUGUGGAUUUUCACUGUACUAAAAGCAAUAGGUGCUUUCAUUUGAACGGGUGAUUUUGAGGAAAGCUAACAUUUCAACCUCACAUAGAUUUUUACAAAUGAAGCGAUGUCUGAAUCAGAUAUAACUAACAAAAAUGUGUUUAAAAAAAAAAAAGGUUUCAUAACCAAAGAGUUCAGGUGCUUUGGUGUGGCAUUAACAAUGAAUGCAGUGUAUAUUAAUACAACUUAAGAGGAUUAUAAAAGCUACUUAUUUCUAGUCAGGUAUCACCUGACCUCUUUUUUGUGUUUUAUCUUUUUGUUUAGAGUGUUUCUUUCUCACGUUUUGCGAGAUGACUCGCAUCUAAUAAAUAUCUUUUUGGACAUGAUUUGAAAAGUGAAAUUAUUAAAAAAUACUGAUUUGAAAA